Molecule: messenger RNA, 954 nt
Organism: Cicer arietinum (chickpea)
Lineage: Eukaryota; Viridiplantae; Streptophyta; Magnoliopsida; Fabales; Fabaceae
Source: RefSeq, a predicted model, not a curated record
UUUGUUACCAUACACUUACAAGUUACAAUAUGCUUAUAUAAAAACAUAUGCAAAUUACUAUGAUAACUCCAAUUGUAUUUGACACUCUUACUUACUUAAACCAGAAACCAUCCCCAAAACUUUUUUCUUCUCCUUCUUUUGCAGUGUUUCAAAUCAAACAAAGAUGUUAAGUUCAAAUUCUACACGUGAGAUUCAUCAAAAGAAUGUUCUUCAAAUUAAACAAGAUGACAAAUUUUUCAGCAGGCUACUUUCAAAGGAAAGUUCCAAUUGUAACCCAUCUUUCAGAGUUUCUGUUGCUGUUCCAUUUGUUUGGGAAUCUCAACCUGGCACUCCCAAAUACACAUUCUCUGAAACCACUAUUCCUCCCCUCACACCUCCACCUUCCUAUCAUUUCAACAAUAUCAAUAAUAGCACCAAAAAGAAUGAAAAAAAACACUCAAAAUUCAAUCUUCUUUUGGCUUUGCUACAAAAACUAAACCUCAAGAAAAUCAACCAGUCUUCGUGGUCCUCGCCGUCUUCGUUGUCAUCUUUAGACCCUUCAAAUUCAUCAUCAGCAGUAGAUUCUUCGAAAAUUAACCCCGCGACGAGGGGUAGGAGGAGAUUCUUAAGCCAUGGAUCAUCUUUUGACUUCAGUGUUGAAAAUGAAGAAAAUGAUGGUGCUGGUUCACCAACUUCAACAUUGUGCUUUGGAAUUCCUCGUUCUGCCAGUUCUAACAGUGGCUUCCAAAGUAACUACAAGAGGCGCAUAAGGUAGGGCUCCGCAAAUCCACGUUCACAAUCAAUGCAGCUUUCCAUGAGACAGAGACAAGUCGGAGAUAAUUUUGAGACAGGGUAGAUUAGAUUCAGUGUGUAUAGUGUAUAUCAGUUUGAUCAAAUGGUAAAACAAUUGAUCCACCAUAGACCACACUUGUAAAUGUUAGAAUUGACCAUAAUCAAUAAAAAAGCUGUCGAGUU